Molecule: messenger RNA, 1117 nt
Organism: Xenopus laevis (African clawed frog)
Lineage: Eukaryota; Metazoa; Chordata; Amphibia; Anura; Pipidae
Gene: ccdc126.L
Product: coiled-coil domain-containing protein 126-like
Exons: 2
Coding region: 1-423 (140 amino acids)
Source: RefSeq, a predicted model, not a curated record
AUGAUUUUAACGUUUUCAAGAAAGUCUGUCUCACAGAAACUGAGUAUUUUACUCCUUGCUUUUGGAUUCGUCUGGGGACUGAUGUUGCUGCGCUACACGUUCCAGUAUCCGAGACACCAGAGCAGCGAGGAGCUCAGAGAUGAAAUAUUAGACUUGAGCAGAAGAUAUGUCAAAGCUUUGGCUGAGGAGAACAAAGAUCUAAUGAAUGGUGGAAAUGGAGGCUCCAUGGCAGGAUAUGCUGACUUGAAGAGAACAAUUGCUGUCCUUUUGGAUGAUAUUCUACAGCGGCUUGGAAAGCUAGAGAACAAAAUUGACUACUUUGUAGUGAACGGAUCAUCCAAUAAUAGCACCAAUAGCACUGGUGGAAAUCCUGUCCCACUAACUACAAGUAAACGUGUGAAUACGUCCGCAAACAAGAGAUAGCAAGAGAGUGCCAUUCUGGUUAUUUCAUCAGGCUGAGUACAUCUUUACGUGCUACGAAAUUGGCAUUUCUGGCUAGAUCUGUGCUUUAUUUUGGUUUGCCAAGUAAGCAGCUAUAGCAUAUAAUGCAAUACUCAACUGUUUUAUCGGCGGCACUAUAAGAACGCAGAGAAUAUCGGCCAUUUUAAGUUUAUAAUAUUUUAUUUUUCCCCCUUAUCUUUAAAGUAAGUUUUCUAGAAGUGAGUUUGGAAGCAUUGUCCUAGAGAUUAUAACCUUAGUACUCUAAAUUAAAAACAAAAACCUAUAAUAUAAAUAAUAUACUAGAAUAUUAUAUUUUGCAACAUCGAAAAAUUUAUGUUUGAGCUGGAGGUUUGACCCAAAGAAUGUAUUUAUUUGCACUAUUUGUUAGUAAGACUGUAUAUUCAUUGCUGUAAAUAAGAUUAUUUAUGCAGACGCUUGACAAAAAACAUAAACAUACUACAAUUAUUCCAAUGGUUAUUGCUGGGUUGAGGAUAUUAUUUGAAACCUCAAAAACAUACAAGAAAUCACCCUCAGUUCUGUGUAUAGUUUCUAUGAUUUAAGUCCUUAUAGGAAAAGUUUGCAGUUUUUAUGGAAACAAAAACCUACUUGAAUUGAAGAGUUGUUUGUGAAAGAGAAAUUUUAUUUCCCUCCCUAAGUGAUAGAUCGACAGAUUUCC